Molecule: messenger RNA, 3879 nt
Organism: Phyllopteryx taeniolatus (common seadragon)
Lineage: Eukaryota; Metazoa; Chordata; Actinopteri; Syngnathiformes; Syngnathidae
Gene: samd4a
Product: sterile alpha motif domain containing 4A
Exons: 13
Coding region: 618-2786 (722 amino acids)
Biological process (GO): nuclear-transcribed mRNA poly(A) tail shortening; negative regulation of translation; regulation of mRNA stability
Cellular component (GO): P-body
Molecular function (GO): mRNA binding; protein binding; translation repressor activity
Source: RefSeq, a predicted model, not a curated record
CAACUCCGGCACUUCUGGAGCAGGCUGACCUGGAGGGAGAAACGAAGGAAAAGUUAGUCAAGAUGGCAAAACCCGCAGACCCGUAGUGAAGGGGUACCGCUCCCCCCUAAAGACUGCGACUGUCGUCCGUCCUGAGACAAAGCCAACGAUGCAAACAGCGCAACAAGGCCCUAAAGGGGUUCCUUGAAGAAUAUGCCAGUGAUGCAGAUGCUGAUGUGACUUAUUGCAUGUUGAAAGCUGACUCAUCAAAUGUCAAUUCCUCUGUGGGUGGGUAAUUAGCUGAGGGAAGCGUAUAUAAGUCAGCAGCUACAGGAGCACCUGCAUCCUCUCACUGGAGGUCUGAAGGAAUACUUUGUGGAUCAACACAUGUUGGCACCAACAAGACUGUCAUCUCCCGGCUGCCAGAGCUAAGAAUGGCCUCAAGCAGCUUCAGCUGAAUCCAUCCAACACUCAAAUAUCCCAAAACCUUCAUCAGCUUUAUCCAAAACGUCACUGGAAAGUUAAGGGAAGAUCUCUCUGUGAUUCCCCCCGCUCCCUACCGCCCCUCCAAAACCAAAGCUGCUUUGGGAACCCCAGCAGCACUACUGUCACCCCACCUGCUGCCCCUCUCCCAGGUCAUGAUGUUUCGCGAUCAGGUGGGCGUACUAGCCAGCUGGUUCAAAGGGUGGAAUGAGUGUGAGCAGACAGUGGCUCUGCUGUCCUUGCUGAAGAGGGUGAGCCGGACGCAGGCUCGUUUCCUGCAGCUCUGUCUGGAGCACUCCCUUGCAGAAUGCACAGAACUACAGGUUCUGGAGGCAGAUGCCAACAAUCCAGAUGUUAUCAGCCAGUGGCAAUGCGAGCCAAAAGAACGUGUCAUCUCACUUGUCCUCACCCAUUUGCCAUUGCUCAAACCAGGCAAUGUAGAAGCCAAGGGCGAGUACAUGCGUCUACUACCACGCAUCCUUGCGCACACUAUUGAACAUGGCCGUCACCUGGAAGAGUCUCGCCAACUCUUAUCCUAUGCCCUCAUCCACCCUGCCACCUCUUUGGAAGACCGUGCAGCAUUGGCCCUGUGGCUCAACCACCUGGAGGAGAGGGCUGCUACCACAGGGGACUCUCUUGAAAGGCCAUCGCCUGCUGGCCCGCAUCACCACCAGUCCACUCCACCAUCUACCCUGACAUCAUCAGGAUCCUCUACCAACAGUUCUUCUUCUUCUGGUAACCUAUACGCUUUGCAUCACCACCAGCGCUACGGGUCAGACGAUCGCCUCAAUGGGUGGCAAAGCUGCAGAGAUUCGGGGCUAGGGGCAGGCUGGCAGCAGCAGGGCUGUGAGAAUGGACACCUGCCUCUCUACCCAUCAUCCUCUGUACCAGCAACCAUCAACACAUUAGGAACUGGUGGAGGUGGUAAUACCAUUGUAACGAGUGGAGGUGGUAACCAGUCACACAGUCCACUGAAGCGCUCAGUGUCUCUAACGCCACCAAUGAGUGGCCCAAGCAACCAUCCCAUGGGUCCUGUCUGGCUGUCCCAGGAAGAUCUACGUAGUAGUAGAGGCCCAGCCCCCGAUCACGCACCCCUCUCCCCUCAAAGUAGCAUUGCUUCCUCAGGCAGCGGAGGAAGUGAACAUCUGGAAGAGGCCAGUUUAGGAGGAGGUUUAAGUCUACAUCGUAGUUCUUUCCAUGAGGAGGGCAGCGGCAUGAGGGAUGUUCCUGCAUGGCUGAAGAGUCUCCGUCUCCAUAAGUAUGCAGCACUAUUUUCCACCAUGACAUAUGAUGAAAUGAUGUCACUUACUGAAGAACAACUUGAGGCACAGAAAGUCACCAAAGGAGCUAGACACAAGAUUGUUAUUAGCAUUCAAAAGCUAAAAGAGAGACUAAACCUGCUGCGCAGCCUAGAAAAGGAUGUACAGGUAUUAGAGGGCAGUAAUCUGCGUGUACCAUUGCAAGAACUUCAUCAGAUGAUCAUGACACCUAUCAAGGCAUUCAGUGGAGGCAAGGAGACUUCGUUACAGCGCCCUCCCCUGAACCCAGAUUCCAAAAGUUCUGCACCUGGGUCCCACCUCACUGGAGGUGGAGAGGCUGAGGCAAGCUCAAGUGUCAUUGCAGAGGGGGAUCUACCAAGCCAAUUUACCCGUGUUAUGGGCAAAGUUUGCACUCAGCUACUGGUGUCGAGGUCAGAUGAGGACAACAUCAGCUCCUACCUACAACUUAUUGACAAGUGUCUUAUACAUGAGUCCUUUAGUGAGACUCAGAAGAAGCGGCUGUUGUCAUGGAAACAACAGGUUCAGAGGCUGUUCAGAUCCAUUCCGAGAAAAACACUCCUUGACAUUGCAGGUUACCGACCACAGAGAAGCAGUCGUGGAUUCGGCCAGUCCAACUCUCUUCCCACCACAAGCUGUGUUGGGAGCAGUGUUAUGGCACGUAGAAGUCUUCGGCAGUUCCAGAUGCCGUCUAGGAGCUUACCAGGAGCAAGGCUGGGCCUGCUGGGCAGCAGUGGCCUCCUGGGACCCACACCUCGCAGCAGCAGCAGUAGCAGCACACCAGCAGGCCCCAAGCAGGGGAGACAGGGUCUGUGGUUUGCCAAUCCUGGGGGCAGCAACAGCAUGCCAAGUCGAACCCACAGCUCUGUGCAACGUACCCGCUCCCUGCCGGUUCACACAACACCUCAAACUAUGGUCAUGUUCCAACAAGCUGAUCUUCAAUUGCCAGUUAAUGAGCCAGACAUCAACAAUCGCCUUGAAUCCUUAUGUCUGAGUAUGACAGAGCACGCAUUGGGAGAUGGUGCUGAUCGCACAUCGACAAUAUGAAAUGAGGACUUGGGUGAGAGCAGCGGAACCAUGUCGUGGGUAGCUUCUGAGGCCCUCUCACAACAAGUCACCCUGAGGCCCUCUUCCUGUAGCCAAAUGUAGAGCUCAACCAAGGGACUGGGAGGAAUCCAAGAAAAACAAGCCAACACAUUGGCUGCUUCGAUGGGUUUGGAGAACACACUUCCUGCUAUGACCAUCAACAUCUCUGUCAUGAAGGCAUUGGGGGACAGAAAAGUAUCAAACAUAGGCUGGACAGUUUUUGAACAGCACCCCUUCAGGAGAUCAGGUCAAAAGCAGUACACUGUCAGCAGAGGAAAAGAUGCUGGGCUGGGGAGCAGGGCCCAGUGAAGACCUCUACAUCCCCAAUCUCUCCCUUUAUGGUCCUCAUGUAUCAAAGAUGAGCGCUUGUGGCAUUUUUUACAUCUGUAUCAGUACCUCAGACCCCAUAAUGAGACAAGCAGUUGUAUGGCAAGCAUUUGGGAGUGUAUUCAGCAGCAAACAAAAGUUUGUGUGUUAUGUGUCUAUAUUGUUUACAUAAUGAUGCGACAGUCAAAGGGUACAGAAACAAAAAGGAAUUGGGUAAGAAUGUUGAAAUAUUUUGUAAAGCCUUGGCUGUCUACUGGCUUUACAUCCUACCACUAGCCAUCACGCUAGUUUACAAGCAACAUGUUUAUCUUUUAUUUGUUCAGCCAUUGGCUUGAAAAAGUGCCAAUCAAGUUUGAGAAACAGUGAAAAGAGAGGGAGAGCAGAUGUGAAAAAAGGAGAAGGUGCGUCGAGGAAAGGUGCAGAAGGUUCAAGGGACUGAAUUGAUCUGGGAAUGUGAGGAGGGAUCCUGGGAAAAGGAUGUGAAUGUUUAAACGAGCAAGACAUCAGAGGCAGGACCUUUGAUGGCCUUAAAAUGACAGAUGUCAUGUCUAAUCAUGUUGUCAGUUUGUCCUGCAAGUGGAAGAGGAAGUGACCGGAAUAUCGAAUAUUGUUUAUUGGUAGCUUGUACUGAAGAAACUCUGAAUUCAGAGCAUUUGUGGGGAGAAGCCUAUAAAGAUACAGGCUUUCGUUAUAUAAGGGAGCUAAAUACAUACAUAUAUACAUGUAU